Messenger RNA from Hirundo rustica (Barn swallow), 2271 nucleotides. Its product is annotated as cullin-9-like. The record is from RefSeq and is a predicted model, not a curated record. NCBI's taxonomy places the organism in Eukaryota, Metazoa, Chordata, Aves, Passeriformes, Hirundinidae. The annotation marks the transcript as partial. The transcript has 8 exons.
AUGGUGAACGAGAAGCACGACGGCGCCCUGCUUGUGCAGCUGGGGCCCAGGCUGCAGGCCCGCCCGGAGGAGCUGCUGCGGCAGCGGCGAGGCCGCGACGGCCGCCCGGAAUACCUGGUGCGGUGGAGCGUGCUCAGCUCGGAGGAGAGAGCGGCGGGAGGCGGCGGCGGCCGCUCCGCAGAGAGCGAGGCCGAGGAGAUCUCCCUGUGGAUGUCCGCGGAGGAGGUCCGCGCCGGCUGCCCCGCGCUGCCGGGCCGGAGGAGGCCGGAGGGGCCGCGGCCGGGAGAGGAGGAGGCGCCGGACGAGGCCUCGCUGCGGGAGAUGCGGGCCGACGUCCGGAGCCUGGUGCGGCGAGCCGGGCGCCAGGCGGCCGAGGCCGGCGCGCCCGAGCGCUCCGUCCUGAGCACGCUGCACGUGCUGGGCGCCUACGCCGCCAUCGACUCCCUGGCGGGCGCCUUCAGGGAGACGGGAGCCCUGGAGCUGCUGCUGACGCUGCUGCGCCACGAGGAGAAGCGGAUCCGCCGCGGCGCCGGCGAGAUGCUGCGCGCUCUGGGCGCGCGCGAUGCAGAGAGCCGGGCCUAUGUCCUGCUGUCCCUGAGCCAGCAGGAGGACAUCGAGCAGCACAUGGACUUUGACAGCCGCUGCACCUUGCUGGAGCUGUUUGCUGAGAUCACAUCCUCUGCAGAGCGCUGCAUCUCCUUCGAGGGGAUUCACCUCCCGCAGGUCCCUGGGAAGCAGCUGUUGGUCCUGGUGAAGCGCUACCUGCGUGUGACUUCUCUCCUGGACGAGCUGAGCAGCGGCGUGGAGCAGGGGGAGGAGCAGCAGGGCUGUGCUGUGCCCAGCCCCGUCCUCGAGGAGAGGAGCCGUGUGAAGCAGGAGUUUGAGUUCAGCAUGGCCAUGGCAGACCUCAUCUCGGAGCUGGUGCACACCAUGGGCUGGAGCCACGGGCACGAGGCAGAGGCGCUGCCCCGGCGGGAGCUGCGGCCUCGCCCCGCGCGCUCCAUCUUCCAGCAUGAGGCCCCGGCCGGCGCUGCUGCCGAGGCAGCCCCCGCAGCCCCGGCAAAGGAGCCCGUGACCUUCAAGACGCGUUCGGCCUUCCCGAGCCGCAGCAGCUACGUGGAGUACGUGCAGGCCACGCUGGUGAGCGGCAUGAGGGUGCGCAUGCUCGAGGACUACGAGCAGGUCAGCGCCGGCGAUGAGGGCGACUUCCGCCGCAGCAACGACGGCAUGCCACCGGUGCAGGUGUACUGGCAAGCUCUGGGCUGUACGUACUGGGUUCACUGGCACAUGGUCGAGAUCAUUGGCCCUCCAGAGCAAAAGGAGCUUGAGGGCCAGGAGAAGGUGAACACCCUGACUCGAAACCACAGACUGAGAGCAGCUCCACAGCCGUUCCUGUGCAAGCCCCUGGGGGGGCUGUACUCCCUGCCUUACCUGGGGCAGCGGCCGCCCGAGGCUGCAGAGGCGCUGAGCCGUGCUGAGUGGUGGGAGCUGCUCUUCUUUGUGAGGAAGCUGCGAGCACAGGAGCGGGAAGAGAUCACCGGGCUCAUCCAGCAGCACCAGGGAGAGCAGGUGGAGGAAGAAGCCCUGGUGCAGCUGUCGGUCCCUGCCGAGCUGGCCCGGAAGGUGCUGCGGCUCCUGGAGCAGCGGUGCCAGGGCGGCUCUCUGCGUGCCCUGCGCGGCUCCCGUGUCUACGCCAGACACGGCCCCGGUCGGGGGGCGCAGCGGGACGGUGGAGGGAGCGCGGCAGCGUCCGCAGAGGACGACGGCGGCCCCGAGGGCACGACGGCCGAGGCAGCGGAGGGAGAGCUUCGUGCGGCGCCGGGGCCGCCCCGAGCCCGCAGCGUGGCACCGGAGUCGGACGAGCAGCUGUUCAGCGACCUCUUGGAGAGGGAAGGGCUGUUCUUGCCGGAGGCGACGGAGGAGCAGAGCCGGGUGCUGGGCAGCUCCACGGGCCCGAGCGAGGGCGGCUCGCUGGACAAGGUCGCGGCCGUGCUGGACGUGAUCCAGAGCAGCGGCUCGGAGCUGGGGCUGCGCUUGGCUGGGCUGGGACACAUCCUGAGGAUCCUGGAGGAGCCCAAGCGGGAGCAGGAGCUCGGCACGGCCGAGGGCGGGCCGGGCCCCGGGAGCGCCGGGGAGAAGCUGGUGCGGGCGGCCGUGGAGCUGCUGAGCGCGGAGGCAGCGGAGAAGGCGCUGGUGGCGGUGACGCUGCGGCUGCUGGCCGUGCUGCUGGCCCGCUGCCCGUGGCGUGUGCCCUUCGCCACGGAGGGCGGC